Ostrea edulis (European flat oyster) is the source of this 3410-nucleotide messenger RNA. RefSeq lists its product as uncharacterized. Gene Ontology annotation, molecular function: DNA-binding transcription factor activity; sequence-specific DNA binding. Bases 2353 to 3228 code for a protein of 291 amino acids. The record is from RefSeq and is a predicted model, not a curated record. Gene Ontology annotation, biological process: regulation of DNA-templated transcription. NCBI's taxonomy places the organism in Eukaryota, Metazoa, Mollusca, Bivalvia, Ostreida, Ostreidae. The transcript has a single exon.
UAAAGACCCCUGAGAACGCUUAAAUUGGUUUCUAGAAAGUGAGCUUAACAGAAAUAAAACGAAAUCAUUGCCGAGCAAAGUUCUAUCUGAGAUGUGUUGCUACUUUUUAAAAAUUGAGACAAAUAUGAACAAUGUAGAUUGCAUAAUACGCGCAAAAGUUGGGGUUCCCGCGUGGCAUUCAUAGAAGAAAUCCUUUAUAUCGGAAUUUUGUUUCCUCACCGUAAUCGUUUAUUUGCCGACAUUCAUUUCUUAUCUUUCUUUUUUCUUGUUUGGAAAUUCCUUUGUCGCUGACUUCCUCCGAUUACGACUAAAAUUCUCAUCUUAAAUAAUUCUUUAGAAAAUAAUCUUGAAGCAAGUAUCCAUCGUACGAAAUGUGACUAUUUCUCGUCCUGUGAAGUAAGGUUACUUUCCAUCUAUUCAUAUACACGUGUAGGUAUAUAAGUACACCGAAGAAUUGGUCAUUUACAUUUGGAAAUGAAAAAAAAAGAAGGAAAAAAAAAGGAUUAUGUAUAGGUACAUGGGUUGCACCUCAUCCAUUUUGGUAUGUUGUAUGGCUUGAAAUAGAGAGAGAGAGAGAGAGAGAGAGAGAGAGAGAUUGACAAUGUCUACAAUCACCUACUUGAUAUGCAUGGGUACAACACUACAUUAUAUAAUUAUAUGUGCAUGUAAAUUAAGGGAGAUCGACCUUUAUCAAUAUCUAAGCCUGGUCGAAUUAUGAUAUGUAAAGGUCGAAAUCGAAGUAUGAAUUUUUAAAGAAAAUUUUGAGAUCCGUCCCUGCUUAUAUUGCAGAUUAUCAUUAUCACAUACAUCAAGUAUUACCGGCAUUCAAUUAGGAAAAGGCAGCGCGCUCAUAAUGCUUAAUCAAUAUCUAAAUUGCAAUUGUACCUGUAAUUUCUUUUACGAAAUCCAAUCAGCAUUCAUCUUACAUGUUAUAUUUGACGAGGACUUGUGGGCCAGUCUUUGGAAUGUAAUUUUUCUUUGUAAAUGUACAUACAUGUAAAAACUGCUAUGAACGAUGCAUCCGAAGCAUGAUGCCCUACAUAUUCGUUCAUACACGUAUUGAAUUUGAAUGAGACUUUACCGCGUCAAAAUUUUGACAUGAUAUUCCAAAUCAAUACCAAAAAAUUAUUUUCAACGAGAAUUUAACAGUACUUGAGCCACCCAUAAGAUUUUAUAAGCGCUAAUUCUCACAAUCUGUUCAAAAAUGCUUGACAAAAAACUUGUUGAAUAAUGUUGGCGGGUGGCAUGUUUACUUGAGCCCACUCUUCUCCCUCAAACACGUUGCCGUAAUUGCAAUGUUGUGUUGGAAUCGGUUCCCACCGCGCGCGGCGCUGUACCGGGGUCCGCUAAAGCACGGCCAAGUGUGUAUUGGGGGCCAGGAACACCUGGUUUUACUCGUCUGUUUGGGGAUUAUCGAUCUCAAGGUGUUUUGACAGUUCGAUGAAUUCUAGAUAAAUAUAAAGAUUAAUCCCGAUUGAACCCUUCUUACACCCGUAACAAGACAACAUCUUUCUUUUUAAUUUCAGUGGACCCCCCCCCUCCCCCAAAAUCCCACCCCACACUUAAAAAAAAAAGACAAAGACUGAAAUGUUAAUUUCUCUUCUCGAAAAUUUUAUUUAAUUGUACUUCAUUAAAUAGUCCUUUUCUAUUUCGAUGUAAGCAUGCUGCAUUGUAAAAGAUUAUUUCAUUCCAUUUCUUUCCUUUCCCAAAGAAAUUAAUUUCACUUUUACUUUUCAAAUUAAAGACCAGCGUGCUUUUAGUUCAGAAGUAAGCAUCUGCAGCCAAAACCACAACUCUAAUCCCUGGAUUUAGUAAGUAAGGGAUAUGGCGGUAAUCUUAGCGGGUUGAGAGGGCGGUCUGCCACGGGUGACACAAUAUGGAUUUUUGUACGUCGGAUUUUCAUACCCGUCAUUCAGUUUUAGUGUUUUCACUGGGAGAGAGAUCAACUUUUCUUGGGAGAUCUGUCGAGUUACAAACAUCCUUAGAAAUUUUGGAAUUCGUUGAUAAAAUAUGAUUUAGGUAGAGAAGGGGGGGUGUGUGUUACUGCGCAAGCUACCAGAGUAUCAGGAGUUAUUAGUCUCCUCUUCAGACCAGAAUAUUUUAGCCACUUUGUCGUAAAAACAAAACUAAAUAAUCUACGAUUGUCACAAAUAAAUGCUUGUUAGCUACUUAUGGUACCUAGCCCACUAAUAUUUCCUCCUCUUCUUACACGAUCAUUGAACUAAAAGUCCCAGAGCCGCUUUUUAUUAUGACGUCACAUUUGUGACGCAGAGCAUGAUGUAUGUGUACAUUUCAAAUGAUAAUCAUACCAGUCAUACACGGGUUUGAAAGGCUUUGAUUAGGGGCCUAAUAAUGACUCAGAAUACUGAUACAGAGAAAUUACACAUUCGACUACGAAUGGAUCCCAAAGAGAGAUUUCCAGAGAAGGUGUACGAUGUAGCGAAUGAUGGAUAUCUGAUUUCAUGGAAUGGUUGCGGUGACGGCGUUGUUGUGAACGAAAACGAGUUCGAAAGGAAAGUUAUGAGAUGCUAUCCUGGUUUUGUGAGAAUAUCAUCUUUUGCCAACUUAAGGCGUUUGUUCAGGGAGUAUGGAUUUAAUUGGGAAAUAAUUGAUCGUCCUGAGAAACACUCUUACACAUUCGAAUUUUCUCAUCAAAGCUUUCAACACGGACAACGUGAUAUGUUGUGUUGUAUACAGACCAGACGUAAAUCAUUUAAUAAACCAGUGCGUGUUCUGUCUAAUUUUCACGACGAGGUGGCUGAAAUAUCCGCCCUCUCACGUACAGAAUCGGAAGGGAGGCUGGUGACACGAACCAGUUUAGGACGAAUCAAGAGAGUGAAUUAUGCAGACUUGCAACAAACCGAGAAAAAGAGAUGUUCUUUGUCAUCAGAGAGCAUCCUAAACUCUGAGAGUCAGACGGAAUCAUCAUUUGUAACAGACAACGAAGAUUCGGAAUCAGCUGAUGACGUCAUUGAGUGGGACAUACGGGAACAACAGAGGAAAUUCGAGUUUGAUUUGCGUGCGCGAGACUUUAUGAAGUCAUUUAUAAAGAAUGAAUUCACAUUUGAUGAAUUUUGUAUUUGGGUAGAACGGAAUCAGCAUGUCUUCAAUAAUUACGAUGAAAUUGACAGUAACAGAAAUGAUUAUAAUAGUGACAAUGCUGAAUCUGAGAGGCCUUGUGGAUCUUGUGCAUGCUGUAAAUCUGUCAUGUUUUUUCUACCAAGUUAGAAUUAUCAAAUUAUGUAGCCACGGCAGAUCGAAAUUUGCUAACCAACAAUAUACGUGCCUUUAUAUACAAUACAUGUAUUACUAGACUAGUGACAGUGCAGUAGUGUGCAUUUUGGUAGACGUAUCCACAUAAAUAUUGUAUUCAAUUAUAUGUUGGUUUUCAAAUGAAUUUGAUUAAUCUA